CAGCCAUAUCUCUCCCUCAUGGGCUCUUGCAAUUCUACCCGAUCCUCCUUUUUUUUGAGUGAUUGCCUAAUGACAUAACCAAAACCAACAAACCAAGAAACACAAGAGAAACCCCAUUAUCUACUGGUUCUUGUGUUCCUUGUUUUAGUUUUGGUUCUGUGGUUUCCCCCAAAAAAAUGCAGCUUCAUAUAUCACCAAGUCUGAGGCAUGUGACUGUACUUCCAGGAAAAGGUGUUAGAGAAUUUAUCAAAGUGAAGGUUGGAGGGAAAAGGGUUUCCUACAGAAUGCUUUUUUAUUCACUUCUCUUCUUCACUUUCCUUGUUCGCUUUGUCUUCGUAUUGUCUACUGUUGACACCAUUGAUGGUGAAAGCAAGUGCUCUACUCUAGGUUGCUUGGGGAAAAGACUAGGACCAAGGAUAUUGGGAAGAAGGCUUGAUUCAGCUGUUCCAGAAGUUAUAUACCAAGUACUACAAGAUCCCCUUGAUCAAGAUGAUUUAAAAGGAAGAAGCGAUAUUCCUCAAACGUUGGAGGAGUUCAUGGCAGAUGUUAAGGACACCAAAUUGAAUGCAAAAACAUUUGCCAUCAAGCUUAGGGAAAUGGUUACGCUGCUUGAACAGAGAACCAGAACAGCCAAAAUUCAAGAAUAUUUAUACAGACAUGUAGCAUCAAGUAGCAUACCGAAACAGCUGUACUGUCUAGCCUUAAGGCUAGCCAACGAGCAUUCUACCAACGCAGCCGCCCGCCUCCAGCUGCCUACACCAGAACUUGUCCCUGCCCUCGUCGAUAACUCUUACUUCCACUUUGUCCUUGCCUCGGAUAAUGUGCUUGCCGCCUCUGUUGUUGCCGCCUCCCUUGUUCAGAACGCCUUGCGCCCCCACAAGUUUGUAUUGCACGUAAUAACCGACAGAAAAACUUAUUCACCUAUGCAAGCAUGGUUCUCGCUGCACCCAUUAUCGCCUGCAAUAAUUGAGGUUAAGGCAUUGCAUCAUUUCGACUGGUUUGCCAAGGGGAAAGUGCCAGUUCUGGAAGCAAUGGAAAAGGAUCAAAGGGUAAGGUCACAAUUCAGAGGAGGUUCAUCAGCCAUUGUGGCAAAUAACACAGAAAAGCCUUAUGUCAUCGCAGCAAAACUACAAGCACUUAGUCCCAAGUACAACUCAGUGAUGAAUCACAUCAGAAUUCACCUGCCAGAGUUGUUUCCAAGUCUAAACAAGGUAGUGUUCCUAGACGAUGACAUAGUGGUCCAAACCGAUCUUUCGCCCCUUUGGGACAUUGACAUGAAUGGAAAAGUGAAUGGAGCUGUAGAAACAUGCAGAGGAGAAGAUAAAUUUGUGAUGUCAAAGCGAUUAAAGAGCUAUUUGAACUUCUCUCAUCCUCUGAUAGCUAAGGAUUUCGACCCUAAUGAAUGUGCUUGGGCUUAUGGUAUGAACAUUUUCGAUUUAGAUGCUUGGAGGAAGACUAAUGUCAGCCUCACCUACCAUUAUUGGCUUGAUCAGAACUUGAAAUCAGACCUCAGCUUGUGGCAGCUAGGAACACUACCGCCAGGUCUAAUAGCAUUCCAUGGACAUGUCCAUGUUAUUGAUCCUUUCUGGCACAUGCUAGGACUGGGCUACCAAGAAAAUACAAGUUUAGCUGAUGCUGAAAGUGCUGGUGUUGUCCAUUUCAAUGGCAGAGCAAAGCCAUGGCUAGAUAUAGCAUUUCCUCAACUCCGACCAUUGUGGUCAAAGUACAUCAACUUCUCCGAUAAGUUCAUUAAAAGUUGUCAUAUUAGGGCGAAUUGACAUGAAUUUUGAAAUGAAUUUCAACUGUAUUAUUGAUGACAAAGAAAUAUAUAUUGUAUAUCAGGAGUGGGAAGAAAAAACAAAAGGAUGAAAGAAAAAGAGAGAAACAGAGGAGGAGAGAGUUCUUCACAAGAUUAAAAGGGCUUCUUUAUGUAAAAUAUAACACAGCCUCAUGCAAUGUUUUUUUUUUUUUUUUUACGUUCUUUUAAUUCUUUUGGAAUUCUUCCUCUAUUGCUUAAUAAAAAAACACAAUCAGUUGAACUCA
Molecule: messenger RNA, 2043 nt
Organism: Ricinus communis (castor bean)
Lineage: Eukaryota; Viridiplantae; Streptophyta; Magnoliopsida; Malpighiales; Euphorbiaceae
Product: probable galacturonosyltransferase 12
Exons: 6
Coding region: 177-1778 (533 amino acids)
Molecular function (GO): polygalacturonate 4-alpha-galacturonosyltransferase activity
Source: RefSeq, a predicted model, not a curated record